AUGAGUUUCCUUUUUGGAAGUCGGUCUAAUAAAACUUUCAAACCAAAAAAGAAUAUCCCCGAGGGAACACAUCAGUAUGAUCUCAUGCGACAUGCAGCUGCAACACUUGGCUCUGGGAACCUCCGUCUUGCUGUUAUGUUACCAGAGGGAGAAGAUCUCAAUGAAUGGGUAGCUGUAAACACGGUGGACUUCUUCAACCAGAUCAACAUGCUGUACGGCACCAUCACGGAGUUCUGCACGGAGGAGUCGUGCGCGGUGAUGUCCGCCGGGCCCAAGUACGAGUACCACUGGGCGGACGGGCACACGGUCAAGAAGCCGAUCAAGUGCUCCGCGCCCAAGUACAUCGACUACCUCAUGACCUGGGCGCAGGACCAGCUCGACGACGAGACGCUCUUCCCCUCCAAAAUAGGCGUCCCGUUCCCCAAGAACUUCCUGUCGAUGGCGAAGACGAUCCUGAAGCGGCUGUUCCGCGUGUACGCGCACAUCUACCACCAGCACUUCCCCGAGGUGGUGCAGCUCGGCGAGGAGGCGCACCUCAACACCUCCUUCAAGCACUUCAUCUUCUUCGUGCAGGAGUUCAAUUUGAUCGAGCGACGGGAGCUGGCGCCGCUGCAGGAGCUCAUCGAGAAGCUGACGGCGAAGGAGGCCCGA
Messenger RNA from Iphiclides podalirius (scarce swallowtail), 651 nucleotides. Lineage: Eukaryota; Metazoa; Arthropoda; Insecta; Lepidoptera; Papilionidae. The record is from the annotation of a GenBank genome assembly.